Molecule: messenger RNA, 1448 nt
Organism: Daldinia decipiens
Lineage: Eukaryota; Fungi; Ascomycota; Sordariomycetes; Xylariales; Hypoxylaceae
Product: S-adenosyl-L-methionine-dependent methyltransferase
Exons: 2
Coding region: 280-1179 (299 amino acids)
Molecular function (GO): S-adenosylmethionine-dependent methyltransferase activity
Source: RefSeq, a predicted model, not a curated record
CAACCUUCAAGGUUGACAUCCCGAGGCUUACUUAUACCAGGUCUUGGCACAAUCGGAGCUGAUCAAUGGCGUAUAAUUCACCGGGUGUCAUCUCAUUAGAUCAGUGCAACUGCAGCUGACAUUUUUCUAGCUGAGCGUACUUCUACAUAGCCUUAACCCUUGUCUUUUCUUACUCCUGGCUAUUCUAUAAUACUAACAAAUGCGCCUCAUACUAAGAUAUACUAAGAUCUAAAAGCCCCAAUUUAUUCGCGUUAGUUGAGACUUUGAGCUGCACAAGAGAUGGCGACAUUUGCCCGAUCAACAUUUUCAGCAAAAGCCUACGCAGCUUUUCGGCCGGCUUACCCUCCAUCACUGUUCCGUACCGUGCUGAACUACCACAAGCUACCCGCAUCCAGCGGCACAUUACUGGAUCUUGGGUGCGGCCAUGGCCUUAUCGCGCGUUAUCUCAGACCGCAUUUCAAAUCAGUCAUCGCGAUCGACCCGUCAGCAGGGAUGAUAACGCAAGCAAAGCAAACAACGACAGAUCCUACCAUUACGUUUCGUCAAGGUAGUGCCGAGGAUCUGGACUUCUUAUCUGAUGGUUCUGUAGACAUGGCUGUUGCGGGUCAGGCCGCGCAUUGGUUCAACUACGGUAAAGUCUGGCCGAACCUCGCCCGUGUGGUGCGUUCCGGCGGCACAGUCGCCUUCUGGGGGUAUAAGGAUAACGUGCUUAUCGGCGCCGAAGAGGCUACCGAAAUCAUGGAGCGGUUCGUCUACGGAUUCGGCGAAGUAGCGCCGGGCGUAGAAGGAAUGGGUCCGUAUUGGGAACAGCCUGGGCGUAAUAUCCUGCGCAAUCUCCUACGUAGCGUGCAGCCACCCGAAACAGACUGGGUGGACGUUACUAGGCUAGAACACGAGCCCGGCGAGGAGGGGACAGACGAGACCUGCUGGUUGAGGAAGAAGAUGAAGCUAGGUGAGGUAGAAGGCUAUGUGAAGACGUUUAGCUGCUUCAACGGCUGGAAAGAGGCUCAUCCUGAGGCGAAGAGCAGAGCGGAUGGCGGAGAUGGAGAUAUACUUGAUAUCAUGUGGGAUCGCAUGGUCGAUGCGGUACCAGAAUGGAAGGCCAUGGGAGAGCGGUGGCGGGAGGCUGAAGUUGAGAAUGAUUGGGGUACUUAUAUAUUAAUGGCUAGGCGUCGGUGAUGUACGGUAGGACCACUGGUGCUUCAAUGUCAUGAUCACAAGGAUCGGGAUGGUCUUAUAGCAUUUUGAGGAUGUUUUCUCAGCUUCAUUAUCGCCGCUCUCUUCCACGGACUAUUCGUCAAGGAUAAAGUCGAGGAUAGCCUAAAUGCUUAACAAAGUAAAGAAGUCUUUUUAAAAUAUUUGGUAAGUAUAACUACCUACCUACCCAGAUAUUGCAUGCAGUGAUACUUAGAAGGAUUAUUUGAGGCGAAUAUGCAUCUAUGCAUUGG